This is a messenger RNA of Adineta ricciae, 2517 nucleotides long. The record is from the annotation of a GenBank genome assembly. NCBI's taxonomy places the organism in Eukaryota, Metazoa, Rotifera, Eurotatoria, Adinetida, Adinetidae.
AUGUCAACUUCAUCGAUAUUUCGAAGUGAACAAAUGACAUUGUGUCAAUUAUUUUUACAACCUGAUGCUGCGUAUUCUUCAAUUGCUGAAUUGGGUGAAUUGUCAAUUGUUCAAUUUCGUGAUUUAAAUCCAAAUGUCAAUUCUUUUCAAAGAAAAUUUGUCAAUGAACUUCGACGUUGUGAAGAAAUGGAACGGAAAAUUCGUUUUCUCGAAAGUGAAAUCAAAAAAGAAGAAAUUCCGAUUGUCGAUACAAAUGAAAAUCCAGAUGCGCCAAAACCACGUGAAUUGGUCGAUUUAGAAGCAAUGAUCGAUAAAUUAGAUUAUGAUCUUAAACAAAUAAAUACAAAUUCCGAUGCAUUAAGAAAGAAUUUCAAUGAAUUAACUGAAUUGAAAUUUAAUUUGGCCAUGACACAAGGAUUUUUUCAACAAGUUGAUCCAAAUGGAAAUGGAAUGUUCAAUGAUAUGACGGAGGAAAUAACGGAUGAAACUCAACGAAUGACAUCAGGUGGAAUGAAAUUAGGAUUUGUCAGUGGUGUUAUUUCUCGUGAACGAAUGAAUUCAUUUGAACGAAUGUUAUGGCGAGUUUGUCGAGGAAAUGUUUUUCUCAAAUCAGCAGAAAUUCCACAAUUAAUUGAAGAUCCAACGACAGGAGAAAAAGCGCAUAAAAUUGUUUUUGUUGUGUUUUUCCAAGGUGAACAAUUAAAAACUCGUAUUCAAAAGAUUUGUGAAGGUUUUCGUGCAAAUAUUUAUCCAUGUCCAGAAAAUGGAAAUGAACGUCGUGAAUUAACUAUGGGUUUAAUGACACGUUUAGAAGAUUUAAAUGUUGUUAUUAAUCAAACAGAAGAUCAUCGACAACGAAUUCUAAUUGAAACAUCACGUUUAAUUCGUUUAUGGAAAAUCAAAUUAAUCAAAAUCAAAUCGAUUUAUUUUACAAUGAAUAUGUUUAAUAAUGAUAUUGCAAGAAAAUGUUUUAUUGCUGAAUGUUGGAUUCCAACUUCAUAUUUAGAACAAGUUCAAUUAGCUUUACGAAAAGGAUCAGAAAUUAGUGGAAAUGUUCAAGUUUCAACUAUUCUUCAUCAAAUUACAACUAAUGAAAAACCACCAACAUAUCACAAAUUAAAUAAAUUUACUCAAGGUUUUCAAAAUUUAGUUGAUGCAUAUGGUGUUGCUUCAUAUCGAGAAAUCAAUCCAAUGUCAUUUGUUUUAAUAACAUUUCCAUUUUUAUUUGCUGUUAUGUUUGGUGAUGCAGGACAUGGACUUAUUGUGACUUUAUUUGCUUUAUGGAUGGUUUUGAAAGAAGAUUAUUUGAAAGAUAAAGGAAAAAAUCAAGAAGUUUGGAGAAUUUUCUUUGGAGGAAGAUAUAUUAUCUUAUUAAUGGGAAUAUUUUCUAUUUAUACUGGUCUUAUCUAUAACGAUAUCUUUUCCAAAUCAAUGAAUCUUUUUGGUUCAUCGUGGAAAGUGAAAUUUGAUGACAAUGUUUUAUUGAAAGAUGGUGCAGUGACAUUGGAACCAAAUCCUCGACCUUAUUCAGCUGCUGCACAUUAUGUUCAAAUGUAUAGUGGAAAUCCUUAUCCAAUUGGUCUUGAUCCAAUUUGGCAAAUAUCAGAAAAUAAAAUCACUUUUACAAAUUCAGCAAAAAUGAAAUUUGCAAUUAUCAUUGGAAUUAUGCAAAUGAGUUUUGGUGUUUUUCUUAGUUUAGGAAAUCAUUUAUAUUUUAAACAUUAUUAUGCAAUCUUUUUGGAAUUUAUACCACAAAUUGUUUUUCUUUUAUCGAUUUUUGGUUAUUUAAUUAUUUUAAUCUUUUAUAAAUGGACAACGUAUUUAGCUGAACAAGCAACAGAUGCUCCAUCACUUCUUAUUCAUUUGAUCAAUAUGAUGUUGAUGUCAUAUCCAACAGAUGAUUCGAAAACACCCAAAAGCAUUGUAGUCUUUUAUAAUCAUCAAAGAACUAUUCAAAUUAUUCUAUUAAUUGUCGCUGUGAUUUGUAUUCCUUGGUUAUUAAUUGGAAAACCAAUUUAUAUUAUUGUUCAACGAAAGAAAAAGACUAAUUCAACAGAAUUAGUUCAUCAAGAAAGAGAAGCAAGUAAUGAUAUUGAAAUGCAUGAACAAAAUGAACCACAUCAAGAGGUCGAUAUGAGUGAAGUUUGGGUUGAACAAGGUAUUCAUACAAUUGAAUAUUUUCUUGGUUGUAUUUCUCAUACGGCAUCAUAUUUACGACUUUGGGCACUUUCCUUAGCACAUGCACAAUUAUCUGAAGUCUUAUGGACAAUGGUUUUGAGAAUUGGUUUAUCAAUGGGAGGAAUUGGUUUAGGUGGUGUCGCUUUAUUUAUGGUUUUUACAACUUGGUCAACAUUAACUGUUUUUAUUUUGCUUUUAAUGGAAGGGCUUUCAGCUUUUCUUCAUGCACUUCGUCUUCAUUGGGUGGAAUUUCAAUCGAAAUUUUAUAAAGGUGAAGGUUAUCCAUUUGUUCCAUUUUCAUUUCAAUCAAUUCUUGAAGAAGCUGCUGCUGAAAAUUAA